Messenger RNA from Knipowitschia caucasica, 3084 nucleotides. The record is from the annotation of a GenBank genome assembly. NCBI's taxonomy places the organism in Eukaryota, Metazoa, Chordata, Actinopteri, Gobiiformes, Gobiidae.
AUGCCCUCCUCAGCGUCUCAGUCUCUGCCGGCUGGACCUGCUGAACCUGGACCUGCUGCAACCCGGACCUGCUGCGACCCGGGCGUCCGCUGGUACCUCAUCAGUCACAGCAGAGGAUCCUGGUUUGAUCCUGGUCUGACUCACGUCCAGGACACAAUACCAUCAGUGCAGUCAUCUUCAAAAGAACCAUUACUCAGGGGUUUAGGAGUUACCAGAAGCGGCGGGCAGCGGGCCGGCCACGAGGGGGGGGGCAGGCCGGCUGGGGGGGAGGGGGUGUCAGGUGCUCUGGGUGCCUUUAUGGGCCAGCCGAGGAGACCAUCCAUUGUCCUGACCGAACACCUGCAGUACCAUCGUCUCUCACCUGGUCGUACCAUCGUCUCUCACCUGGUCGUACCAUCGUCUCUCACCUGGUCGUACCAUCGUCUCUCACCUGGUCGUACCAUCGUCUCUCACCUGGUCGUACUAUUGUCUCUCACCUGGUCGUACCAUCGUCUCUCACCCGGUCGUACCAUCGUCUCUCACCUGGUCGUACCAUCGUCUCUCACCCGGUCGUACCAUCGUCUCUCACCCGGUCGUACCAUCGUCUCUCACCCAGUCGUACCAUCGUCUCUCACCCGGUCGUACCAUCGUCUCUCACCUGGUCGUGCCAUCGUCUCUCACCUGGUGGUACCAUCGUCUCUCACCUGGUCGUACCAUCGUCUCUCACCUGGUGGUACCAUCGUCUCUCACCCGGUCGUACCAUCGUCUCUCACCUGGUCGUACCAUCAUCUCUCACCUGGUGGUACCAUCGUCUCUCACCCGGUCGUACCAUCGUCUCCCACCCGGUCGUACCAUCGUCUCUCACCAGGUCGUACCAUCGUCUCUCACCUGGUCGUACCAUCGUCUCUCACCUGGUCGUACCAUCGUCUCUCACCUGGUCGUACCAUCGUCUCUCACCCGGUCGUACCAUCGUCUCUCACCAGGUCGUACCAUCGUCUCUCACCUGGUCGUACCAUCGUCUCUCACCUGGUCGUACCAUCGUCUCUCACCCGGUUGUACCAUCGUCUCUCACCUGGUCGUACCAUCGUCUCUCACCUGGUCGUAACCAUCGUCUCUCACCUGGUCGUACCAUCGUCUCUCACCUGGUCGUACCAUCGUCUCUCACCUGGUCGUACCAUCGUCUCUCACCUGGUCGUACCAUCGUCUCUCACCUGGUCGUACCAUCGUCUCUCACCUGGUCGUAACCAUCGUCUCUCACCUGGUCGUACCAUCGUCUCUCACCUGGUUGUACCAUCGUAUCGUCACCUGGUCGUACCAUCGUCUCUCACCUGGUCGUACCAUCGUCUCUCACCUGGUCGUAACCAUCGUCUCUCACCUGGUCGUACCAUCGUCUCUCACCUGGUCGUACCAUCGUCUCUCACCUGGUCGUACCAUCGUCUCUCACCUGGUCGUAACCAUCGUCUCUCACCUGGUGGUACCAUCGUCUCUCACCCGGUCGUACCAUCGUCUCUCACCCGGUCGUACCAUAGUCUCUCACCCGGUCGUACCAUCGUCUCUCACCAGGUCGUACCAUCGUCUCUCACCUGGUCGUACCAUCGUCUCUCACCUGGUCGUACCAUCGUCUCUCACCUGGUCGUACCAUCGUCUCUCACCUGGUCGUACCAUCGUCUCUCACCUGGUCGUACCAUCGUCUCUCACCUGGUCUCUCUCACCCGGUCGUACCAUCGUCUCUCACCGGUCGUACCAUCAUCUCUCACCUGGUCGUACCAUCGUCUCUCACCUGGUCGUACCAUCGUCUCUCACCUGGUCGUACCAUCGUCUCUCACCUGGUCGUACCAUCGUCUCUCACCUGGUCGUACCAUCGUCUCUCACACCCUGGUUGUAACCAUCGUCUCACCUACACGUCUCUCACCUGGUGGUACCAUCGUCUCUCACCCGGUCGUACCAUCGUCUCUCACCCGGUCGUACCAUCGUCUCUCACCCGGUCGUACCAUAGUCUCUCACCCUGUCGUACCAUCGUCUCUCACCAGGUCGUACCAUCGUCUCUCACCUGGUCGUACCAUCGUCUCUCACCUGGUCGUACCAUCGUCUCUCACCUGGUCGUACCAUCGUCUCUCACCUGGUCGUACCAUCGUCUCUCACCCGGUCGUACCAUCGUCUCUCACCCGGUUGUACCAUCGUCUCUCACCCGGUCGUACCAUCGUCUCUCACCCGGUCGUACCAUCGUCUCUCACCCGGUCGUACCAUCGUCUCUCACCAGGUCGUACCAUCGUCUCUCACCUGGUCGUACCAUCGUCUCUCACCUGGUCGUACCAUCGUCUCUCACCUGGUCGUACCAUCGUCUCUCACCCGGUCGUACCAUCGUCUCUCACCAGGUCGUACCAUCGUCUCUCACCUGGUCGUACCAUCGUCUCUCACCUGGUCGUACCAUCGUCUCUCACCCGGUCGUACCAUCGUCUCUCACCUGGUCGUACCAUCGUCUCUCACCUGGUUGUAACCAUCGUCUCUCACCUGGUCGUACCAUCGUCUCUCACCUGGUCGUACCAUCGUCUCUCACCUGGUCGUACCAUCGUCUCUCACCUGGUCGUACCAUCGUCUCUCACCUGGUCGUACCAUCGUCUCUCACCUGGUCGUAACCAUCGUCUCUCACCUGGUCGUACCAUCGUCUCUCACCUGGUUGUACCAUCGUCUCUCACCAGGUCGUACCAUCGUCACCUGGUCGUACCAUCGUCUCUCACCUGGUCGUACCAUCGUCUCUCACCUGGCCGUAACCAUCGUCUCUCACCUGGUCGUACCAUCGUCUCUCACCUGGUCGUACCAUCGUCUCUCACCUGGUCGUACCAUCGUCUCUCACCUGGUCGUACCAUCGUCUCUCACCUGGUCGUUACCAUCGUCUCUCACCUGGUCGUACCAUCGUCUCUCACCUGGUCGUACCAGCGUCUCUCACCUGGUCGUACCAUCGUCUCUCACCUGGUCGUACCAUCGUCUCUCACCUGGUCGUACCAUCGUCUCUCACCUGGUCGUACCAUCGUCUCUCACCUGGUCGUACCAUCGUCUCUCACCUGGUCGUACCAUCGUCUCUCACCUGGUCGUCACUUUGGGUGA